Molecule: messenger RNA, 828 nt
Organism: Ambispora gerdemannii
Lineage: Eukaryota; Fungi; Glomeromycota; Glomeromycetes; Archaeosporales; Ambisporaceae
Source: the annotation of a GenBank genome assembly
AUGGUUGUGGAUGAGAUUUCAGAGAUUCUUUCAUUCGACCAGACUAAUUGGCUUGCUCCAUACAUAACUUUUAAUACUGAGAAAUGUCAGAAAGCUAAAAAGACUGGGAACAUAUUUUUGAGUGACUUCUUUAAGCUCAAAAAUAAUACAGUAUACAGCAAAACUAUAGAGGAUGUUCAAAAGUACCAGAAUGUUAAGCUUAGGAAGAUGAAUAAUGAGCGAGAUGAAAAGGCUUUCUUGAAAAAGGUUCGCCAGCCAUCAUUCAAGUAUAACAGACAGUUUGGAGAUACUCUUGUAAGAGCACAUAUGAAAAAGGCUAGUAAAAAAUAUGGAGACAAAGUCCGUUUCAGCUAUAUGGAUACAAAUUCCUUUAUAUAUCAUGUUGAGACUGAAGAUAUCUAUAAAGAUAUGGCUGAAAGACCUGAUCUCUUUAAUCUCAAUGGGGAUCCAACAGUUGGUAAAUUUAAGGAUGAAACACCUGGCAAUAAGGGCAUGAAUGAAAUGGCUACGGAUACAUAUAUGCCAACUUUAGAAGGAUCUUUGCUUGAUGAUCCGAUAGAUAAGUCAUUACUAACAGAUCAAGAAGCUAAGGAUUUAGCAAUGCGUACUGAAGCAGAUUCUAUGACCUUAGAAGUAUUCCAUGCUAAAAAUGUGGGUAUUCGAUCUAAAGACCAUGUACUAUCUCUAGUCGAGUCCGAGAAAAAAGCCUUAUGCCCCAUAGAUACUAAGCGCUGGAUAUUAUCAGAUGGGAUAACUACUUUACCAUAUGGUCAUUGGCGCAAUAUGAUUUAUAAGAAUAUGGUCAAAGAUGGUAUAUCCCAUGAAUAG